Molecule: messenger RNA, 444 nt
Organism: Sordaria macrospora k-hell
Lineage: Eukaryota; Fungi; Ascomycota; Sordariomycetes; Sordariales; Sordariaceae
Source: RefSeq, a predicted model, not a curated record
AUGACCCGCAUCCUGCUCACCCUCCUCGCCACGGCCGCCGCCUUCCAGCAAGUCCUCGGCGCCCCCGUCGCCCAGGUGGAAAAGCCCACCGGCACCCUUCCACUCCCGUCUCUGCCCCCCAAGCCCACCGGCACCCUUCCAGCCCCAAGCUUGCCACCUAAGCCAACCCGCCCUCCCAAGCCGACCCACACGCACUCGGCUCCCUCUCUCCCUCCUCUCCCCCCCAAGCCGACCGCCACCGUCCCGGUCCCGAGCUUGCCUCCCCUGCCCACCGUCAGCUUGCCGCCCAAGCCUACCGGUCCCCCGCCCAAGCCGACCGUUACUGCUUCGGUGACUGUGCCUGUGCCGCCGAAGCCGACCGUCACUGGCAAGCCGCCUAAGCCCAGCCAUAGCAGCAAGUCGCCGAAGCCUACCCCUACUGGGCCUCCUAAGCAUGAUGACUAA